Messenger RNA from Capsella rubella, 615 nucleotides. Its product is annotated as S-protein homolog 12. The transcript has a single exon. The coding region runs from base 35 to 499 and encodes 154 amino acids. The record is from RefSeq and is a predicted model, not a curated record. NCBI's taxonomy places the organism in Eukaryota, Viridiplantae, Streptophyta, Magnoliopsida, Brassicales, Brassicaceae.
AAGAAGAGAAAGAACAAAACAAUAAUUUACAAAUAUGGGAGCUAACAAGAUUCCCAAAACCCUCAAUGGGAACAUUGUUCUUGUACUAAUCAUCACCAUAAUGAUGGUGACUCACUCCCAUGGAUUUAGACUGGAGAUCACAAACGAGCUCACGGGAAGGCACAGAAGGCUUGUGUACAAAUGCUGGUCCCGGGACAACGAUUUCGGUUGGAGACAGAACUGGUCAUAUUUUUCCAAGGAUUGGUCCUUCGGCAUUUCGCUAUUCCACACCUUCUUCUACUGCCACUUCCAUACAGGCUACGGGCGCGUGGAUAAGCAGCUAGUAGUGUCGUGGAAUAUGAAAGAACAGUGUGGAGACAGGAACAAAUGCACUUGGGUCGUUAAGAAGGAUGGACUCUACUUGAGACAUUGGAAGACGAUGUUUUAUAGUAACAAGUAUGGUAAUGAGAGGUGGAAUGAGUAUGUUCCACAUGAUAUUCUCAAAAAAUCUUGGAGCUAAUUAAUUAACAACCUUGACAAUGUUGAUCUCGUGAUUUUCGUCUCUGUAUGUUUAUAUUCAUGGUAAUAAAACCAUACAUUUUGUAAUAUAUAUGGUGAAAAAAUGAGAAGAACAAA